GCAGGCGAAGCAGGGGCCGCCCCUUGACACCCCGUCCCCGCCCCCGGUCUACGGCCCAUUCGCCCACCUCGCCGACUCGCGAGGCCUCCAGCUUGUCCCGCCGUCUGUCCGACGCCAGCGGACCAAGACAGAAGCAGCGGCCACUGCCCACCUGUACCCAGCUGGGCUCAGCAUGGCGAACUUCACACCUGGCAAUGGCAGCUCAGCCAAUCAGUCUGUGCGCCUGGUCACGGCCACCCAUAAUCACCUGGAGACAGUGGAGAUGGUGUUCAUCGCCACAGUGACAGGCUCACUGAGCCUGGUGACUGUUGUGGGUAACAUCCUGGUGAUGCUGUCCAUCAAAGUCAACAGGCAGCUGCAGACAGUCAACAACUACUUUCUGUUCAGCCUGGCAUGCGCGGAUCUCAUCAUAGGUGCGUUCUCCAUGAACCUCUACACCGUGUACAUCAUCAAGGGCUACUGGCCCCUGGGCGCGGUGGUCUGUGACCUGUGGCUGGCCCUGGACUAUGUAGUGAGCAAUGCCUCCGUCAUGAACCUUCUCAUCAUCAGCUUUGACCGCUACUUCUGCGUCACCAAACCCCUCACCUACCCUGCCCGCCGCACUACUAAAAUGGCAGGCCUCAUGAUUGCGGCUGCCUGGGUCCUGUCCUUUGUGCUCUGGGCCCCCGCCAUCUUGUUCUGGCAGUUUGUGGUGGGCAAGAGGACAGUGCCUGAUAACCAGUGUUUCAUCCAGUUCUUGUCCAACCCGGCAGUGACCUUUGGCACAGCCAUUGCUGCCUUCUAUCUGCCCGUGGUCAUCAUGACGGUGCUGUAUAUUCACAUCUCACUCGCAAGUCGCAGUCGAGUCCACAAGCAUCGACCUGAGGGCCCCAAGGAGAAGAAGGCCAAGACUCUGGCUUUCCUCAAGAGCCCCCUGAUGAAGCCGAGUAUCAAGAAACCUCCACCAGGGGGCGCUUCUCGAGAGGAACUGCGCAACGGGAAGCUAGAAGAGGCCCCUCCGCCAGCCCUGCCCCCGCCUCCACGCCCAGUGACCGACAAGGACACUUCCAAUGAGUCGAGCUCGGGCAGCGCCACCCAGAACACCAAGGAACGGCCACCCACAGAGCUGUCCACCACAGAGGCCACCACACCAGCCCUGCCCGCCCCUACCCUGCAGCCACGAACCCUCAACCCAGCUUCUAAAUGGUCCAAGAUUCAGAUUGUCACCAAGCAGACAGGCAAUGAGUGUGUGACAGCCAUCGAGAUUGUACCGGCCACUCCAGCUGGCAUGCGCCCAGCAGCUAAUGUGGCCCGAAAGUUCGCCAGCAUUGCUCGCAACCAGGUGCGGAAGAAGCGACAGAUGGCGGCCCGCGAGCGCAAAGUGACUCGGACCAUCUUUGCCAUCCUGCUGGCCUUCAUCCUCACCUGGACACCCUACAAUGUCAUGGUCCUGGUGAACACCUUUUGCCAGAGCUGUAUCCCUGAGAGGGUGUGGUCCAUUGGCUACUGGCUCUGCUACGUCAACAGCACCAUCAACCCAGCCUGCUAUGCACUUUGCAAUGCAACUUUCAAAAAGACCUUCCGGCACCUCCUGCUGUGCCAGUAUCGGAACAUCGGCACAGCCAGGUAGACAGGCAGGUGCCCUAGGAGGUGCUGGUGUCAUGAGUGUGUACCGGGGAACCACACGGGCUCACCGGCUGUGGAGGAGCAAGUAGGCGGCCCCGUUCUGAGUUCGCAUCUGCUAAAGAGAACAGGUCUCUUUACAGUGAGGCACAAGAAGCUCUUCGCUGGGUUUGGAGGGUAGAUCUUUACCAAAGCCCGGAGCUCAGCCCCGGACGGUCUGAACUGGCACCACCUGGCCCCUAUCUGUCACCCUGCCUCAGGAGGAUGGAGGACAAUGACUGGAGUGGGCAGCGGCCCUGUCAAGGCCAUCAGCGGAGAUGGAAGAACCAAUAGGAGAGCAGAGGCCAGGAGCAAAGGAGCCAGGCUUGGAGGGGUGGGGCACCCCGUUCUGCUGUCAUCGGUGCUUUCCGCCUCCCUGCACCCCCUCCCCCUGCAUGUAGGCUCGGCCCUUCCCUGCCCCCAAUUCCCUCUCCAGGGUGAGAGAUUCAGCCAGGCUGAGGUGCCCACUGACACUUGGCCCCUUCCCUGGCCAGCAGUCACAUCUGGAUGGGGCAACUGGGAAACCAAGCUAAGAAGCUGAUACAGACUACAGGGGACCAAGACUGGGUCAAACAGUAGUGAAUCUUACUGUAAAGAGCACCGCCCCCCCAUAGGCUUCAAACGAAGGGCAGUAUUCUCCUCUACCUCUGCAGAAGGGAGGCCCAAGAGAAAGUGUGGUGUGGGGGGGUGAACUUGGUGAUGGUGCAGGUGAGGCAAGCACCUUCAUCUCCCCGGUGAGAACCCUCCAGACUGGCAGGAGCCUGGACCAAGACUCUUAACUAGGUGAGGCAUCUGGGUUCUCUUCCCUAAGCCCAGCCCUGUGGUUCCCGGGAGAGAUGACACCCAGGGGGCUCUGCUCUUUCCUGAGCUGUUGGGAGCACUUCCUAGUGGGCCUCAACUCCCUUCAACCCGUCUUUCCCCACCCCAACCCCAACAAAACUCUAUGGCGAACUCCCUGGGAAGGAACUU
Molecule: messenger RNA, 2610 nt
Organism: Chionomys nivalis (European snow vole)
Lineage: Eukaryota; Metazoa; Chordata; Mammalia; Rodentia; Cricetidae
Gene: Chrm4
Product: cholinergic receptor muscarinic 4
Exons: 2
Coding region: 173-1609 (478 amino acids)
Biological process (GO): regulation of locomotion; G protein-coupled receptor signaling pathway, coupled to cyclic nucleotide second messenger; adenylate cyclase-inhibiting G protein-coupled acetylcholine receptor signaling pathway
Cellular component (GO): dendrite; plasma membrane; synapse
Molecular function (GO): G protein-coupled acetylcholine receptor activity; G protein-coupled serotonin receptor activity
Source: RefSeq, a predicted model, not a curated record